GAAGCUUCUCCCGAGAAGAAACGCAGGGCAAGGUAUGAUCAGAGACUGGAUCAGAGACUAGAGAGAGAGGGAGAGAGAAGAGAGAGUGAGAGAAAAAGAGAGAAGAGUCGGCGUCGUCUCCUUCUUGUUCUUUUGCUUCUGCUCAUCUUCUCUCUCGAAUCCCGGUAGAAGAUUCCGUCGAGAAGGGAGGAGGACAAUGGGAGCAGACUUCAUGCCCAACGGAGCCGCCCCAGCACCUGCCCCACUGGUGCUGGGCCUGCAGCCUGCGGCGCUCAUCGACCACGUGGCUCGCGUCAAUUGGUCCCUCCUCGACCGGGUCCCCGGCGAGCGCGGCGGCUCCAUUCCCGUUUCAAUCGAAGAGCUUGAGCAAAUAUUGCUUGAGGUGAAAACCCAUAUUUUGUCUACCCAUGAAGAUCCUCACCCCGUAAAAGCCAUGGCAGGGGGCAGUGUAGCCAAUACGAUUCGAGGGCUCAGUGCAGGAUUUGGUAUCUCCACUGGGAUGGUCGGAGCUUAUGGAGAUGAUGAUCAGGGCCAACAGUUUGUGAGUAAUAUGGGCUGCAAUGGAGUGGACUUCUCAAGAAUGAGGAAGAAGGAGGGUCCGACAGGUCAAUGUGUUUGUUUAGUUGAUGCGCUAGGGAAUCGUACAAUGCGACCAUGUCUUUCGAGUGCUGUGAAACUCCAGGUCCACUCUUCUCACUCGGCGGAUGAAUUGACUCAUGAGGACUUCAAUGGGGCAAAGUGGCUGGUAAUGAGAUACGGCAUAUUCAACUUGGAAGUUAUUAAAGCGGCCAUAGGGAUGGCCAAGCAGGAGGGUCUUCUUGUCUCCUUAGAUUUGGCAAGUUUUGAGAUGGUCCGGAACUUCAAAGCACCUCUUCUAGAGUUGCUGGACUCUGGGAAUAUAGACCUUUGCUUUGCAAAUGAGGAUGAAGCAGCAGAGCUGUUAAGGGGUGAGCAAAGAGCUAAACCCGAGGCUGCACUUGAAUUUCUUGCCACACGGUGCAAGUGGGCUGUGGUGACUUUAGGCCCCAAUGGAUGCAUAGCAAAGCACGGGAAAGAGAUUGUCCGAGUUCCUGCAAUUGGGGGUGCAAAAGCCACAGAUGCAACAGGAGCAGGGGAUUUGUUUGCAAGCGGAUUCUUGUACGGUUUAGUCAAAGGACUAUCUCUUGAGGACUGCUGCAAAGUGGGGACAUGUAGUGGUGGGUCCGUAAUUCGGUCCCUCGGGGGCGAAGUCACCCCCGAGAACUGGCAAUGGAUGUAUAAGCAGAUGCAGAUCAAGGGGCUCCCUCUUCCCGAAAUCCGGAAUUGAUUUUUCUUCAUCCGUUUUCAGUUACUUCCUAGUGAAAAAGGUGCGACUGAUUCUUAUGUCGCUCAAAAGCAGGGAACUCAUUCUUCCAUUAUUUGUACUUAGAGGAGCAAAAGGGAAAGGCCAUAUGAGAUCCAUUUACGAGGUCAAUCUGACUAACUGGAGCAGACUAAUGCUACGUUUACGAUCACGACUGGUGCGAUGUUUUCAAGUCACCUAUAAUAUAACUCCUCACUUGUUACUGGCUCUA
Molecule: messenger RNA, 1553 nt
Organism: Punica granatum (pomegranate)
Lineage: Eukaryota; Viridiplantae; Streptophyta; Magnoliopsida; Myrtales; Lythraceae
Source: RefSeq, a predicted model, not a curated record